AUGCACGUCGAAAAUAUCAAGGAUGCCAUGAAAAAGAAUGCUCAAAGGGCUAGGUCGAUGAAUGCAAAACUAUAUUCUCGAAACUUGGAAUCUUUUCAAGUGAUAGAGUACAUCGAUCAUCAGUCGGGGAUCCCGCUACGGUCUUACGGAGUUGAUAUCCGAAACAGGCGGUGUCAGUGCAAGAUGUUUGAAACACUACGGUACCUGUGUGUGCAUGUGGUUGUAGCGUGUGCUACCUAUAGUUUGAAUGUUGAACAAUAUAUUGACGAUGUGUACACGCUUGAACGUACAUUGCGUAUUUUAGGUAAUGAGUUUUCCGUAUUAAGGGAUGUAUCGAUAUGGGAAGUGCAACCGCUUAAGUUCGAGAUGUUGCCAGAUCGGUCACUACAUAGGAAAGUCAAAGGUCGACCGACAACAACAAGGAUUCGGAUGGAUAUCAGAGAACAAGUCUAUCCAAAGCAUUGCACCAUAUGUAGAACAGUUGGCCACAAUUGGAGCAAGUUACCCCAUGUAAAUGUCUAUACUGGUCAAUCUUCACGGUCUAAAGGAAAUUAA
This is a messenger RNA of Gossypium raimondii (Peruvian cotton), 555 nucleotides long. RefSeq lists its product as uncharacterized. The record is from RefSeq and is a predicted model, not a curated record. The transcript has a single exon. Gene Ontology annotation, molecular function: zinc ion binding. The coding region runs from base 1 to 555 and encodes 184 amino acids. NCBI's taxonomy places the organism in Eukaryota, Viridiplantae, Streptophyta, Magnoliopsida, Malvales, Malvaceae.